AUUUGUAAGACGAUUCUCACUAAUCCAUUUCUAUAUUGCUAUUAUCGUUUUAAAAUGUUAGUAAUUUUACAGUCGUCGUGUCACUCGUGUGUAAUUCGUAUUUCGUACUGUACUCGUCUGUACUGCUGUUGUCCGUAGUGUUUUCGUUUGUAGUUUCGUGUUCAAUUAUUCUGUUUUAAAAUGUCACAAAAACGACAAAGUGAAAUAAACUUUUUUUUUAAAAAGUUGAAAACAAGUGACGAAAAUAAUCCAUCUCCAAGUGAAGGUAUAGAAAAUGUAAGCGUGUUACCAACAGAGUCAGAGCCAGCUACAUUUUCUGAUUGGUGUGAAGUCGAUUCUAACAGUCAAUAUGAUAUCGCAUUUGCUAUUGAAGAAAAUGCAAAUCUAAAAAUUCGAAACGAUCCAAAUAUGCUUUACAAAUAUUUAAAAGAAACGUGGUCACCUAAACAAAAUUAUAUUUUCCCUGUUUAUGAAUGUACUGGUGAAAAUUUAGCAAAUACAAUCGUCCAAAAAUUAAAAGAAAUUGGUUUAAGUUUGGAAUUUUUACGAGGGCAGGGAUAUGAUGGUGGAGCAAAUAUGUCUGGUAAAUACCGCGGAAUUCAAGCUAGAAUCUUAAAUUUGCAACCAAAGGCAAUAUACACUCAUUGUGAAUCGCACCGCCUAAAUCUAACUUUAAUAAAAGCAUGUAAUGUAUUAUCUAUAAAAAAAUUAUUUUCUACAGUCAAAGAAGUAUCUAACUAUUAUCUAUGGUUUUACAGGUAGAGACAUGAU
Sipha flava (yellow sugarcane aphid) is the source of this 771-nucleotide messenger RNA. Its product is annotated as 52 kDa repressor of the inhibitor of the protein kinase-like. Bases 181 to 762 code for a protein of 193 amino acids. Lineage: Eukaryota; Metazoa; Arthropoda; Insecta; Hemiptera; Aphididae. The transcript has 2 exons. The record is from RefSeq and is a predicted model, not a curated record.